Molecule: messenger RNA, 2370 nt
Organism: Penicillium longicatenatum
Lineage: Eukaryota; Fungi; Ascomycota; Eurotiomycetes; Eurotiales; Aspergillaceae
Product: DUF2013 domain-containing protein
Exons: 7
Coding region: 1-2370 (789 amino acids)
Biological process (GO): actin cortical patch assembly; endocytosis; actin cortical patch localization
Cellular component (GO): actin cortical patch
Molecular function (GO): Arp2/3 complex binding
Source: RefSeq, a predicted model, not a curated record
AUGGAGCAAGAGGUCUCGGAGCCCGAACAGUUCUGGAAUGAACUCGACGCGAUCGUUUCUAAGCCUGCCGACUCGGAAGACCUUAUCGAUGAUGUCUUGAGGGCGUAUUUGGGCUUUACGACUCAGUACAAAGGUGCCUUUCCCUCCUUUAUAUCGCUCCGAACUGCUGCGUCACCGUCGGCAAUGGCUGAAUUCCUACGGUCAGAGUGGGAUAUUUCGCAAUGCUCGUAUAAACUCUUUUCGUCGAGCAUCUUCGGCGAAAAUGUUGAUUAUGUCCGUCGACAGAUAAUUUACGGUCUCUUGCAGGAAGACGACCCGGAUACCCUGCACCUGAUUACGUCGUUUUUACUCUUUGAUGGUCGACAGAGUGAAGUGUCGCUGCAGAUGAUGAAUGAGGAAGGUGUUUUUGCCAGACUGUUGGAGCUUAUCCAGGCGCGAAGGAGGGAAGAUAUGGAUAGUGAGGCGGGACUGCACCGGCUUUUGAUGGAUCUGCUAUAUGAGAUGUCGAGAGUCCAGCGUGUCAGGAUCGAAGACUUGGUGCUCGUGGAUGACGACUUUAUUCGGUGUCUUUUUGAUAUUAUCGAGGAUUUAUCUUAUGAUGUCACGGAUCCAUAUCAUUAUCCUGUUAUCCGAGUCUUGCUUGUUCUAAAUGAACAAUUUAUGAUCUCGGCCCAUGAUCCAGUGGAUGGGCCGUCGUCGUCAAGCAAAUUGACCAACAAGGUCAUCAAAGUUCUGUCUAUGUAUGGCGGUUUGUACAAGACUUUUGGAGAGAACAUUAUUCUGCUUAUUAACCGCGAAGCCGAAACAUCACUGCAGUUGCUGACACUGAAGCUGCUUUAUCUGAUUUUCACUACUCCCAGCACUUACGAGUACUUUUUUACCAAUGAUCUCCAUGUUCUGGUAGAUAUCUUGAUCCGGAAUCUGCUUGACCUUCCUGAGGAGGCAUCUGCACUUCGGCAUACCUAUUUGCGCGUGUUAUAUCCGCUUCUAGCACAUACCCAGCUAAGACAGCCACCGCACUACAAACGAGACGAGCUUAGAAAGGUGCUCAGUCUCUUAGUGCGGGGUCAAGUCUCCUAUGGAAAUGAUACCGAGCAAGCGAAGAUACUCCAUUUUGAGGAGGUUGACGAAACUACGCGGCGACUGGUCGCUCGAUGUGCGACGGUAGAUUGGCUGCGCAAUGUUGAACCUGAUAUGAAUGUUGCGCAAGAAGUUCCCACUCAGGUAGCAGUGACGGCUAGCAUCGAUACAGUCUUGGAAGACAAUGUUCAGCAGGACUCACCAAUUGAAAUCGGAGAUCCACUUGACCUGACCCGUUCACUGUCUCGUGCCAGCACCAUCCCUGACUCUCCAGGGGCAGUAUCGCCAACAAGAAUGGACUCCCGGGGCUCAUCCGAGGCGCCAGAAUCCCGUCGAAAGCUCAGCGCAGUUGCACGGUUGGGCAUGAAUCUUGAACCAGCCAGCUCAUCCUCUCUGAGCGUGCAAGCUGUAGCAGCGUUGCACGAGAAACCAGGUAUCAUGACACCCAGCCGCAAAGACGGUCCUGCAACCCGACCGCCAAAGAUUAAGCCCGAACCUCCCAAAUCCCGACGCUGGCGCGGUCGUCGCCUCGCCAUGGACGAGGAAGACCAGCAGCACUCGGUCGACACAAGCAGUGAGCGUAACAGCAACAGCAAUUCCACAAUUCCUGAAGGUGUGGAGGUCAGCCCUACCACCUACACUGCUCCAAAUACACCCUCCCACUCUAGUACUCAAAUCGAUCGCCGAAACUCCACUACAACCUCCCACCUCGUUCCCCCAGGACAUCCCACUCACGCACGCCGCUCUGCCUCGAACCCACCCCCGGCUGUGCCCCCACCCCGUCGCUCCGCAACCACCACCCCUUCUUCCAGUCAGCACCGCCCUUCUCCACCACCAGGGACAGCAGUACCCGCACCAUCUCCCGCACCCUUAGCAGUCGGCAAGCAUGGCGCAAAGCCCCUGCCGCCAAAGACUCGCCGCUGGGGCCGUGGCAAGACACAUAUGCCCACUGACUCUGUCGAGAGCGGAACUAGCAGCGGUAGUCUACCCAAGGAUGAUGACGAAACCGGUAUCAUCACGGAAACUACUUUACCUCCGAUAUCGAAGACAGAGACAGAGCUAGAGCCACGACUACAUGACCAUAGCCACCCAGUAUUGUCUGAUGGUAAUAGUAAUGGUACCCGUGAUCCCUUCUCGCCCACAUCACCCACCUCGCCCACAAUACUUCUUUCUCCCACAUCCCCUACCGCCGAACUCGACUUCCGAGUUGGUGAUGAGCAAGGCGGAAGUAACGGGUCUGCUGCACCUCUGAGUGUAGAAGAAGCGGUGCAGAAUGUUUCAUUGCAUUAG